Molecule: messenger RNA, 2505 nt
Organism: Cuscuta campestris
Lineage: Eukaryota; Viridiplantae; Streptophyta; Magnoliopsida; Solanales; Convolvulaceae
Source: the annotation of a GenBank genome assembly
CCUAAUCCUCAUUGUGGAAGAUUUUAUUUUUUUCUCAUCUUGCACAAGUGAGCAAUCCAUGGCAACUGUGAUGCUCAACCCAUCCUCAAGGUUCCAGAAUCCCGUUCUUUCAAUUCCAUCUCUCUGUCUUUUCUUCGAUACUCCCAGAAAUGCGUUUCCUAUUGCUUCUCACAGAUUCAAUCGUUCAUCCAAACCGGCAGCCCUUUUCCAUUGCAUAAAUCCAUCUACAGAUUAUAAUAAAGUCGGUGCUAGAGUCUUAAAUUGUGAUAUUGGCGAAAGCUGGGAAGAUGAACAUGAUGAAGAUUGGGAAGCCGAGUUCCUGGGAGAGAAGAGCACAGGUGAGGGUAUUUCUUCAAAGAAGACAAAAAAGCUGGCCAAAUCUAGGUUGCUCCAUGAUACUGAGGAGAUGGAUUGGUGUGUGGUGGCUAGGAAGAUUGCCCUUGAGUCGAUUGAGGCCCGCGGGUUGACCGCGGUUGCAAGGAGCAUGGUUAGAAAUGCUAAGAACAAGAACAAGAAGAAGACCAAGAAAAAAUCUGAUGCCAAAAAGGUUGAACGGUCACUCGAAAAGGACGAUUUCUUGGAUUUUGAUUCUGAGGAAGAUGAUUUUGAUUUGGAGGGUGAGCUGUCUGGUGAGAUGAAUGAUAUCAGGAGGAAUAUAAGCGCAUUCGCUGGUGGUAUGUUUGAAGAAAGGAAAGCUAAAAACAUGGAAACAUUUGUGGAGAGGCUCUCCCAGUUUUCAGGAGCAUCAGACCGCAGGAAAGAAAUUAACUUGAACAAAGCAAUUGUUGAUGCGCAGACGGCCGAGGAAGUUCUGGAGGUCACUGCAGACACAAUAAUGGCUGUUGUGAGAGGGCUUAGCCCUUCGCCUCUUUCUCCCUUGAAUGUUGCCACUGCACUGCAUAGAAUUGCCAAGAACAUGGAGAAGGUUUCCAUGGCUGGGAACCGUAGGUUGGCAUUUGCUCGUCAAAAGGAGAUGUGUAUGCUUGUGGGCAUUGCAAUGGCUUCCUUGCCCGAGUGCUCGGCGCAGGGCAUUUCAAAUAUUGCUUGGGCAUUGUCAAAGGUUGGUGGUGAGCUACUUUAUCUCUCAGAAAUGGAUAGAAUCGCCGAGGUAGCAUUGGAUAAGGUUGAUGAAUUCAAUUCACAAAAUGUUGCUAAUGUGGCUGGUGCUUUUGCUUCUAUGAGGCACUCGGCUCCUGAACUCUUUUGUGGAUUAUCAAGAAGGGCAUGUGCUAUAAUUCACACCUUUCAGCCUCAAGAAAUGGCUCAGAUGCUUUGGGCAUUUGCUUCUCUUUAUGAACCUGUCAAUCAAUUACUAGAUGUUUUAGAUGAUGUUUUCAAUGAUGCCAAUCAAUUCCAAUGCUUCUCUAAUGAUAGUUGUAACAAUAAUAAUAGUAAUGAUAUGUUUGCUCACCGCGAUGAAAGUGGAGCAGAGAGGGCCACUGAUAGAACACAAGGAGUCUCAACUCUGCCUGUACUUGUCUUCAACAGGGAUCAGCUUGGAAACAUAUCUUGGUCGUUUUCUGUUUUUGGGCAAAUGAAUCGAAUAUUCUUCUUCCAUGUGUGGAAUGCGAUGAGCCGUUUUGAGAAACAACGAAUUUCUGAGCAAUACAAGGAGGAUGUCGUGUUCGCCUCUCAAGUUCAUCUUGCUAUCAAGUGCCUGAAGCUUGAGUACCCAAAUCUCCACUUAUUCCUUGAAAGUGGUCUAGAGGAGAAAAUUUCUCGUGCCGGAAGAACCAAAAGGUUUAAUCAGAAAGUGACUUCUUCCUUCCAGGAAGAGGUUGUCCGCCUUCUUGUUAGCACCGGGUUUGAUUGGGUAAGAGAACAUCGCGUCGAUGAUUACACAUUGGAUGCAGUUGUUAUUGACAAAAAAAUUGCUCUUGAGAUUGAUGGUCCAACCCAUUUCUCAAGAAACUCAGGAUCUCCAUUGGGACAUACAAUGCUGAAGCGCCGGUACAUAACUGCUGCUGGGUGGAAACUUGUAUCUGUUUCUCAACAGGAAUGGGAAAAGCUUCAAGGGGGAUUUGAACAGCUAGAAUACCUUCGAGGAAUUCUUAGAGAUCACAUCUAGGAUGGGAACACCAAUAUCGUGUUAGAGGGAAGAUUUACGCAAGCAACCAUUAAAUGUAUUUUGGAGCUAGGCCAACCUAACUUCGCGAUAUCAAACAUAUGCACAUUAUACGAUGCAUGUGCCAGAUGGUGAAACAUCGGCCGAAUGCCUGUGCUAUGCAAGCGGGACCCAAAAUCGAAGAGAGCCCAAAAAAACAAAGCGGGCAAACAAUUGGUCAUAGAUCUUCUUCAUCAAGACAGCCACACCGGUUUUAAUCGGGAGAGAGGAUGGAGUGAACCAGAAAGUCCUAAUUUGACACUGGUCCCCUUGUUCUUGGUGUUCUUGUUUUUCUCAGCUGGAAACUCAAACUCUGUCAUUUUAUCAAAUGAAUUUGCAGUUGAUACUCAUAGCAAGCAAGAGGUAUUAUGUGAUUCUCCUUCGUCUGAUAUCGUUGUAUU